GCACAAAGGGAGAUAAGAGGUUUAUGUUUGGGCUCCUUACAAACUGAAUCUCUCUCCCUCGAGACACGGGAGCUACACAUUCAGCCAUUUUGAAAUUGGUACCCCGAUAGCUACAAAAGUGUCUAGAGUUGAUAUAAAGACGUAUUGAUAAUGGGAUUGCCUACGAGGGAUGAGGAAACUCUGAUAGUGAAUGAAGAUGAGGUGAAUGACAUCAUCCAGAGAUGGCGAAAUACUCCAGAAGAAAAGUUGAAGCCAGAGGAUUAUCAGCAGUUCAAGAAUUUUGGAUCCGUCUGUCUCACUGAGGGGGACGGUGCACAACUUCUGAAAUUCCUUCAGGAUGAGGAAAACCGGGACAUAGUGAAGUCUAUGGGUUGCGUUCUUAUGACCCCUCUUGUAAAGGAGGUGGUUAAAAAAGGGAAGAGUCUAGAUCACUGUCAGGCUUCCAUCACGCACCUGACCAUGACUUGCAGCCCGGAUGAACUCAUGCACAGCUUGCUGGAACUGAUUGAAAACACUGAUCCAGGGGACAUUUCUGAGACCAUAUUGACUCUACUUCCACAUCUUCAAACAGUGCUGCUGUCGCUGGAUGACAGAAAGGCAGCCAGGUUGGGCUGUGCUCUCAGCGCCCUGCAGCAGCAGCUGUCCCGCCUGCCUGUGCCGUACAGCCGGCAGCAGGAGGAGGAGGACGAGUACGGUCUGUGUCGCUGCUACAACGCCCUGGCUGACUUCACAAAGCCUUUCGUAGAGGAGGUGAAAAGGAACAAUGGCAGCUCCGUCACCACCUCCGAGGAUGAAGAGCUAAGGACUGAGCUUCUCAAAUUCUGCAUGAGGAGCUUGAGGGAGCCUUUGCUUGAGGCUGAACUGAACAGAGACAGAAAAUCGUCGCUGUGGCUCUUUGCAACAGAGAUAAUGUUCACACUACCAGCAAUCCAAGAGUCUCUAUCAGAGCUCCUGCUCUUCAGCCCUCUGAAGAGAAGCCUCCAGACGGACAGCAGUGAGUCCAAGGAGUCCAGAGCGUGUCUGGCUUAUCUCCUGUUCGUCCAGCUCAUCACCAUCGACAGCUUUCCAGCAGUAUUCAGUCCUGUAUUUGUUCUCCAAUGCAACAUGGAAUACAUCAAUCAACUACUCAGCAGCAAAAAGGAAUCCCACGUGCUCAAAGGACUGGCACUGUAUGAGAAGAGCUUGGAAAAUGUGCAGGACAACAGCCUUCCGGUGAGCCUACAGGAUCUGAAGAGCUUCUAUAGCGCCCCACAGAACCUGCGGCAAGUUUUAACCGACUGCCCGAUGCAGAAUCUGAGAGAAACAGGACUACAGGUUUUACAACUCUUUAUCGAUAAAUUGGACUCUGAAUCAAAGCACAAGUUCUUCAGGUGCAUGCUGAAAACCAGCCACCAUGCAGGAGUGGAGAGUUACAUAGUGAAGAACAUCAGGAAUCAGCUGGAAUUUUCUAUGAAGCAGGGUAGUGCCAACAAAUGGUUCCUUGGGGAGGAGUUACUGCCGCUGUUGGGACUGGUGUUGUCUUUGCCACAAGGGGCUGAGACAGAUUUGCUUAACAAUAUGGACAAGAUAAUGGAGAGUCUGAAUCUCCUACGCUACCUACUGAUCAGGGAUAAAGACCUGAGGAGCACUAUUGUGUGGGAAGAGCUGUGCAGGAUCAAAGACGAAUACCUGAAAAUGCUGCGUGUGUGCAUCAGCAUAUCAAGAGGAUAUUAUGCUGCCGAACUGAAGGCACUGCGGCAGGAUCAAAAGAUAAAAGCGAGAGAAGCCAGAGGUGCUGCCAGAUCCUGCAGAUUAGUCAAAAGCAUAACGGUGAAAAAUGAGAAAACGUCAAAUAUGUCCCCAGAGGUCCAGCACCAGGUGUUGCAGAGUGCUUUGGUGACAUUUGACCUGAUGGAGAGUCUUAUAUUCCGCAUUGAAGAGAUUACAGAUGAAAAGCAGAAGACCCAAAGCUAAAUUAAGGUGAAGUGUCACCUCUGACUGCUGGGAUAACUCCAUACAGUUUCAUUUGAAUGUGCUCUGCUUGACCAAUACAAAAAAAACAUUCCAUUGAAUAAAGUUAUUCUCUUUUUUACGUCAAUGUUUUUUUUUAAUAGAACAAACUGUGAUACACGUGUAUUUUAAAUGUACAAGGCUUGUACUGCUUAGCAACUAAUAAAACAACACAGGUGUUAAGUGUGUGAAAAAAUGCUGAAUCAUCUGCCGAGCUCAUAGAAUGUCUCUCAGCAUCUCCCACACAGGACUGUUCUCAACGAUGUGAGCCCGAGCCAGAGACAUCCGGUCACGGAUACUGUCUACAUGGGGCUUACUGGUGGCCUGCAGACAAAUGAGCCUUGGCUUACUUCAAAUAUCCCAAGGCAGCAACAGCUUGUCUAAGCUUUAAUGUAAAUGUACCAAAUAACUGUUGUGUGCUGCCUCUGUCUUUACCUUGGCAAUGGUCAACAUUCCUUUGACGAUCUCAGCACUGUUUCGCACAGGCAGGAUCCUGAGUUUGCCAGAAAAUCUGAAAGAGAAGCAAAUAAUGUAGAUGUCAGAAUCUCAAUGCCUAUGUCACCAGCUACAUAAAUGCCAGCCAAGCACAACAAGGGGGUUGCAACUUGGGAAAGACAUUACACAGCUAUUUACCUGUGUUGAAGCACUGACAAUAUUUCCAAUUCCUUCUUCCCAUUAAAGGGGGCAUAUAGAAGAAGAAAGCUGUUCCGGUGUACUUGCACAAACAUCUUUAUCCUCUCAAUGAGUCCAGAUUCCUCAAAAUGCUCCAAGGGGUUUUGAGGGUCAAGCAACAGAAAGGCAGUACCUACAACACGUGAAUGUUAACUUUAUUAA
This is a messenger RNA of Eleginops maclovinus (Patagonian blennie), 2823 nucleotides long. RefSeq names its product glomulin-like. NCBI's taxonomy places the organism in Eukaryota, Metazoa, Chordata, Actinopteri, Perciformes, Eleginopidae. Bases 151 to 1953 code for a protein of 600 amino acids. The record is from RefSeq and is a predicted model, not a curated record. The transcript is spliced from 18 exons. Gene Ontology annotation, cellular component: cytoplasm. Gene Ontology annotation, molecular function: ubiquitin-protein transferase inhibitor activity.